GCGAGGAGGGGAGGGGAUGUCACAAUGGCUGCCACAAGCGCUCCAAAAUGCGAAAGUCGGGAUUAUCCACUAUAUUUAGAACGCGUUUGAACACGCGAUUUUAAUUUUGUUGCUCCCCGACGAUUCUGCAGGAGUUUUUACCGCUUGGGGGACCUGUUUCUUGCAUUGUUAGUACUCUGCCGGACGGACUUUACGCGCUUGGUGUGAGAGAUCAGGCCUAGCCGGCUGGCUAACAAACAAGCCUUUGCCAGAGUUGGAAGGUAAUAUGUAACAUAAAAUCAUCAUUAUGACAUCCAGAUUUGGUAAGACAUACAACCGCAAGGGAGGGGAGGCCAAUUCCAAGUUCGAAGAGGUAUUCUCCAACAGGAAGCCCACCUUGAGCACUAAAUGGGGCGAGACCACCUAUCAGGCCCAGAUGGGGGCCAAAAGGCCUCACUCAAAUUCGGAUGAGCAGUCCAAAAGGCCCCGGCUGGAGGACAGCGACAGCGGGGAGGACCCAUUUGGGUUUGACAGCGACGAUGAGUCGUUAAGGGUUGACGAGGGCGGCGAACCCACAACGGUCACUGAAAACGUCGCUGUUGUGACAACUGUUUCGCAGAGUAUAACCAGCCUAACUGCCAAAAUUCCAAUCAAACCAGCAGUUGAUGUAAAGGUUGUCCAAAAUAAUAAGCCAUGGUACAAAAUUGUGCCGCUGAGCAACCAGGCGCCGACAGCCGCGACUUCUUUGUCCAACACCGCAGCCCCCUUGUCUAUACACUCUUCAGGGACACAGAGGACCGUCUUUGCUCUUCAAACUGCUGUCACACUGGCCGCCGAUAUUCCAGGUGGUUGCUCAGACUUCCAGACCACCCCCUCCUUUUCUAAUAAUGAUGCACCACCGUCAGUAGUAGAAAGUCCUGAGCAGGAGCCUCCUCCAGAGCCAGUGGACAACAUCCCCCCUUCCCCGUUCACCCUCAGAGCCUCAAAUUGCAAGAAAUACCAACCUCGUCGGUCAAACAAAUUAUGCCCAGAAGAUGACACCGACGCAGCCCCCGAAUCGGAGAAUACCUCUGAGAAACCCAACAGUGUUGUUUCUGCUUCAGCAAGCAACGACGCCGCCAACGCAAAGGCGCCGGCCAAGCCUGCAGGCCGGGGAGCCGGGAGGGUCCGUGACUACACAGUCCUGCACCCCUCCUGUGUGUCUGUGUGCAACGUCACCAUCCAAGACUCCAUUGAGCGCAACGUGGAAGAACUGGUUACGCCGGCCACGCCUGCCGACCUUGGAGAUGUGGGACAGAUGAAGAAGAAGUCAGACGUGCAGCCUAAACCUCCAAGAUUCAGAACCACUCAGGUCAAGGCCAAGAAAACAAAGGCUGAGUCAAAGUUAGAGUUCUUUGGCUUUGAGGACGAGGAUGCCCAAGGGGGCGACGAGGCUUCCGAAGGCGCUGGCGUGGGCAAGAGCAGCUAUAAGAUCAAGUAUUUCGGCUUCGACGACCUCAGCGAGAGUGACAGUGACGACGAGAGCUCAAGCUUCAAAGAGAAGGCUAGGAAGUCUGCGGCAGCGUUGGCCGCUCUCAGCUCUGGGGUGGAUAGUCCUCAUACCAGUGACUCCCAGGAUAGCCAGGCCAGCAGCAAUACAGACACUUUUGACUUCUCUGACGACUGCAGUCCGGGGGGCACGGAGAGCCAAAAAGGCCGCUCAGGGAAGCAAAGCGAAAAGUCCAAGGACCUGGGUAGUGGAUUCAAGAAGAUCUUUAGCGGGCCCAAAAAGUCCCCUGCCAAAGCGGUGUACAACGCUCGACACUGGAACCAACCAGAGGCCGAAGAGAUCACCGCACCGCCCCUCUCUCGAUCGCAAACAGCCCCGGCCAUCUUAUCGAGCGGCGGAAGCAGCGGCGGUGGCAGCAGCAAGGACAGCAACUCCCAUAAAGAUGACGGCUUGUUCAAAGCUCCUCCACCCCCGCCCAAAGUCAUUAAAUCAGAGACCAUCCCCACGCGACCUUACCAGGACAUCGUCACUGCGCUCAAGUGCAGGAAGGAACAUAAGGAGCUGUACACGGUGGUGCAGCACGUCAAACACUUUAACGACGUAGUGGAGUUUGGCGAGAAUCAAGAGUUCACAGAUGACUUCGAGUACCUGGAGACUGGCUUGAAGAGCAGUCAGCCGCUCAACACAAGAUGCCUUAGUAUAAUCAGCCUGGCCACACGGUGCGCCAUGCCCAGUUUCAGGAUGCAUCUGCGUGCCAGAGGCAAGGUGGCGCAGGUGUUCAAAAUGCUCAGCGACUCAGCUCAGCACCCGAACCUUGCCCUGUGCACGGCAGCGCUCAUGUACAUACUGAGUCGCGACCGCCUUAAUAUGGACCUGGAUCGCGCCUGCCUGGAGCUGAUGAUUAAACUGCUAGAACUCGACCAAGAUUACUCUGCUCACCAAGACCAGCUUACUGCAAAGGAGGUGGCCAAGGUGAAGGAGAAGAUCCGGAAGCUGUGCGAGACUGUGCACAACAAACACUUGGACCUAGAAAACAUCACGACGGGCCAUCUUGCCAUGGAGACAUUGCUCUCACUCACAUCUAAAAGAGCGGGUGAUUGGUUCAAGGAAGAGCUGCGACUCCUGGGCGGUUUGGACCACAUUGUAGACAAAGUAAAAGAGUGUGUGCAAAACCUGAGCCAAGAGGACAACAAGGAGAACCUUGUAGCGUCUUUAUGGGGAGCUGAAAGAUGUCUGAGAGUGCUCGAAAGUGUGACUGUGCAAAAUCCGGAAAACCAGGGUUACUUAAUUGCAUACAAGGACUCGCAGCUCAUCGUCUCCUCUGCAAGAGCGCUGUGCUACUGUGAAGAAAUGAUCCAGCGCUACAGCAGAGCUUUGAACAACAGUUCCUUGUCAACUGAGUCGGGCACUGCUCUGCCUCACUGUAGCUUCAGCAACGUGGGCAAGGCCGUAGAGGACUGCAUGAGGGCCGUCAUUGGCGUGCUGCUCAACCUCACCCACGAUAAUGAGUGGGGAAGUACAAAGACUGGUGAGCAGGAAGAGCUCAUUGUCACGGCACUAAAUUGUGUUCUUCGGGUGCCACGCUUUAUCCCACAGGAACAACGCUUUGACGUGCGUGUACUGGGUCUCGGUCUACUCAUCAAUUUGGUUGAGUAUAGCUCAAGAAACCGGCACUAUCUGGUGGACAUGGAGUACAACAUAGAUGACUUCUGUCUGGAAGACAGCCUGACGCUGCCGGCCGAGCCAACACAAACUGACGCGUUGGCUGAGUCGGCACAGUCGAACGCGCCUGGGAUGGAGGAAGAUGGAGCGGAGAAGCCCAAGGCCUGUGGUGCUUUGGCUGCCCUGGUAAAGCUCUUUCUAGAGAGAGAGAGAGCUGCGAUCCUAGCAGAAGCCAAAACGGACGACCUCAUUAGCGAGGCACCCAAGCCCCAGGACCAGAGUGGCGAGUGGAAGGAGACCAUGGGAGAGAUCCAGUGGGUGGCAGCUGAACCAAAUGACGGCCAGCCCGAACUAGAGAAUCCAAAGAAAGAGGAGGAAGAUGAAGAGUUGGACCUAAACAAAGCUUUGCAACAUGCGGGCAAACAUAUGGAGGACAGCAUUGUCGCCUCCUACACGGCUCUGCUACUGGGAUGCCUCUGCCAAGGCAGCCAGGUGAACGUGACUACUGUGAGAGAACACCUCCCCAAAGGAGACUUCUCAAUCAUGACAGAAAUGCUUAAGAAGUUCUUGAGCUUUAUGAACCUCACUUGUGCGGUGGGCACCACGGGGCAGAAGUCCAUCUCCCGGGUCAUCGACUAUCUGGAGCACUGCUAACAGCAGACGCUAAGAACAACACGCCGAUCGCACACCCAGAGGGUUGGCUAGGUCGUCUCUGGCCAGAGCCACGCGGUGUACGGAAGGGGGCCGUGCCUGGCGAGUCGCACACAACUGAACCAAAGCCAGCGCUUGCCGUCGACAUUCACCCCUCGGUUCACGGCGGGGGCGCAGGAACGUUCUGAAACGUCUGGAUGGAACAACGUUUGAAAUUUCCCGGCUAGUUCCCUUAUUCGUCUUUUUACCUUCAACGCCAACAAUGAAAUCGCUGACCAGCAUGAAAAAAAAGGCUUUCAUGCAUGUCGCAAUGAUGUCUUCAUGCGUUCACUGGCCCCUAAUGUUUGCAGUUGAAUGUCAUGGAGGGAUUUAUGUGUUUUGGAAUUCUUGUUCUCUUUUUAGUUUUCCUUUUGAGGGCCAUUUAUUUCGAUUUUAUGAAUUAUGAAUCCGCUUUUAAUGAAAGCUGGACCGUUCUGAGUGAUAAUGGCUCACUCAGGGCAUGUUUUAAUGUGUGUUAGUUUUAGAUUAUUUAAAACCAAUCACACAGUACAUAAUCUCACAAUGUAUUUUAACCUUGCAGAUGUGAAUUACUGUGUACAUUGUUUUUUCAUUUUUAUUUUUAAAAUUAUAUAUAUUUAAUUGAAUUCACAAUCCUGAAAUAUCUGAUUUUAAUGUUGGACAGCAGAGUGACUGGACAUACUUUAAACAGAAUGACAGAUACUUCACUUCUCCUUAAAUUAGGCAAUACUAUGUGGAUAUUUAGCCACUCAAUUACUGAUAUAAAUUUCCCAUUAACUAGAUGGCUGUGGUUCCUCUUUUGAGCUCGAACGCAUAUUUGACUGCACCGUGUGAUGAGAAACUUAUCCCAGCUUGACUAGACUGUGAUGUUUAUCUUCACUUUGAUCUGACGUGUAUUCAUUCAUUUGAGAGUGAUAAGAUUGAUGAAUUCUGUCUAGGUAUGGACCACCUCAACAGGAUGGAUGAGGAUAUGAGCUAUAUAAAAGAUGGUUGUUUCAAUUGCUUGACUGGUUUUGAAAUGUGGUUUACAUAUGUCCAGCCAUUUGCCCACAAGCCCCCCUUCUACAUAUAUUUAUAGUGCCCCCACCUAUUAUUUUAGCCACGCCCGCCUAGGUGGAUGUCAUCUGCUCGGCCUACAGCACAGGCUCAUAUCCCUCAGUGAUGAACUUUGAACUUGUAAAAUGUCCACUCUGUAUGGAAAUGUAGAAUGUAAAUAAUGGUGUACAUUGACAAAAAUGCUUAGACUACUUUUUGUCCCCUCCUACCUCCUUUUGUCUCUCCCCACCUACCUGGAAGCUGAUGAUAUUUUUAUUUUAUACAAUAUUUCUGUCAUUUGGGGAAAAAAGGAGUAAUGAGAAAUAAAAUGUUUGUACUUGUUUCCAUGU
Corythoichthys intestinalis (scribbled pipefish) is the source of this 5184-nucleotide messenger RNA. RefSeq names its product WAPL cohesin release factor a (gene wapla). The record is from RefSeq and is a predicted model, not a curated record. NCBI's taxonomy places the organism in Eukaryota, Metazoa, Chordata, Actinopteri, Syngnathiformes, Syngnathidae. The transcript has 20 exons. Bases 287 to 3784 code for a protein of 1165 amino acids.